AGAGGAAAGCCGUCAGUAGAAUGGAUAUGUGCCCUCUCUCCUCUACGCGUUCUCCUCCUCCUCCUUCUUCUUUGUUUCAUCUCAUCUCUUCACCUUCUCCUUUGCCAGCGUUGCACCCUGGGCACCCUCAGUACCGGCCCUCAGGGAAAAGGAGACUCAUCGGUCGGACGGGCAGCUAAAAACUGAACUUCAAUGUCUGCAGGGGAUCAGAAGAGUGGUGGGGACAAGCCAGAAGACACUGUGUCAGUGGCUAAGGUAUGGCCAGAGGUGGAGAGGGCCGAGUGUUUGGCCCGCGGUGCUGCUCUAAAGUGGGCUUCAGGUGUUUUCUGUCGGCCUGAGCAUCUGGAACGACUGAGCCAGUACAAGAAGAGAGAGAGUCAGAGGACUGCCUCCAUACACACCAGACUCAAGUCCAUGGUCCAGUCGUACCUGGAGGGGGUAGGCUGGGGUCUGGAGCAACUCCGGGAGGCCAGGGCCGAGCUGAAGGAGGUGUCACAUGCUUUGAAGAAAGCAGGACUGGAGUCCAAUCGAAACGCAGAGGGGGUGAAGUCUCUGGAGAGGCUGAGAGAAGUGUCUGUCAACCACCGUCAGCUCCUCGCCGCUGUCAGCAACCUGCCACGGCUUUACUCUGUGCGUAGCAUGGUGCUGGAGACGGAGCGUCUAGUGGAGUCCCGGCGGCUCCUGGAGGCCCACGCCCGGCUGAUGGAUCUGGAGCGCUGGCAGGACGACAUCCUCUGGCAGCUCCACGGGGCUAAUGGGAUGGCAGGAAGUGCACUCAGUAAAGAGGACCAGGAGCUGGUGGCCAAAUAUUUCUCUGGUGUCGGGCAGCUGGUGGACGCCCUGGGUAAGGAGCUGUGGGCGGUGGUGAGCAGUGCUCUGGCUUUGGCCCGACAAAACCCAACCCCAUUUGUGUCGGCGGUGAGGAUUGUGGAGCGGGAGGAGGCCCUGGACCAAGCUUUCCUGGAGGAGAGAGUGGGGAGCAGAGGCAACACCAGGCCCCUGCCCCCAGGACGACCUCGCUGCUGGAGAGCAUGCUUCUUCCAGGUACUAGAGGAAGCAGUUUCUGCACGGUUCCGCAGUGUUUCCUACCUGCACACGCGUGGUCCGGGUCUAGCAGGCCACCUCUCUGCUCUCCAACACGGUAUCAUGGCUGACCUGGCCACCGUACGCCACCUGCUGGAGCACUGCGUCCCCCCACACUACCAGCUAACAGGAGCCUACCUGAGGGCCAGCCACCGCUGUUUACAUUCUCACCUGGCACAGGUUAGCAGCUGGGACCUGGAGAGUGGAGAAAUCUUUGCUGUGCUCAACUGGGUGUUACGCAUCUACAACAGCCCAGACAUGAUGGGUCACCCAGAGCUGGUGACCGAGAUGGAGAAAGUAGAACUGGGACCUCUCAUCUCCACCGAGGGACUGGAGCAGCUGCAGAACAAAUAUGUACAAAGUGUUCGGAAGAGUGUAUCCGAGUGGAUGCACAAAGCGUUACAGGUGGAGCUGCAAGACUGGCAGAGAGACCAGGAGCCAGAUACAGACCAUGAAGGUUUCUACCAAACCAGCCUGCCCACUAUUCUCACACAGAUGCUGGAGGAGAAUGCCCGGGUGGCUCUGAUGAUCGGAGAGUCUCUACGAGACCAGACGAUACAGAUGGGUCUGUAUGAGAUGGAGAACCUCCUAAACAGGUUUCGAGAAGCCCUGGUGGAAUUUGGGAAGGAGCAUCGGAGGAAUUCGAGCAACAACAAAAACAAGUACAACCUCCACUACCUGCUGGCCUCCAUCAGCAACUGCAUCAUCCUCAAAAAGUCCACAGAGAGCCUGCAGCAGCAGCAGUCGUCCCGGUCGGCGGGACAGUUAUCUCGCACUCCUCCCAACCCUCUGGCAGCUCUGGACCGGGCAGUGAGACGGGCAUGUCGCCUGGUGAUGGAUCACCUCCUGCUGGACCUUCAGCCUUUCCUCCCAGGCCUGCUGACCCGACCCUGGCUGGUCCAGGGAGACCCCACCCCAAAACUGUGCUGUGUGCUGGAGCGUCACCUGGAGCUGUACGGCCGUGUUCGACCACCCUGCAGACAGCGUCUGCAGGAGGAGGCCCAGUGGCUGAUGGUGGUGGAGUACGUCAGGGCUCUGAUGCAGAAGAGGCUGGUGUGUCGCAGCGCCGAGGAGAGGAGGCAGCUCGCCCAGCAGAUGGUUCAGGACGACCAGCAGUUUCGAGAAAUCCUCCAUGGCCUGGAAGGUGAAGGGUCAGUACCUGAAGUGAAUCCUUUGGCCUUACUACUCGUCCUGGCUGACUUCAUCCGACUGAAAGACCCCGGCAUGCUCACUUUGGAAGUUUCUGGUCUCGCAGCCAAAUACCCUGACAUCAGUGAAGAACAUGUGUCUGUACUGCUGGACAUCCGUGGUGAUGUCUCCAGGGACAUCAGAGGGUCUGUACUGGACUUGCUGGAGCAGAGCGCCCCCCCUCUGCCUGCGGGAUAUCGGCCCAUCUUCACUGACAUCCUGGUGCCUCCCUCCACCAUGGCCUUCUGUCUGCCCACUGCCAAGUGUGCAUGACAGGGACACAAUCUGUGGCCUAAACUCACGUUAAAUUCAGGGUGGAUCUGGUUCUCAGGCAGAUCUUUAAGCCAGGUGUCCAUAGAUCGUCUUUACACUAAAAUAUGCUGUAGGGCUAGGUAUCGUUAAAAAAUGUUCAAUACCGAUACCAAUACCUUGACUUAGAUACCGGUAGCUAAACCAUACUUUUUUCGAUACCAGUUUUAUAAAACAAAAAGAAAUUACAACAUUACGGCACAAAUCUUUUUA
Messenger RNA from Perca flavescens (yellow perch), 2793 nucleotides. It is a transcript of the gene exoc3l1, whose product is annotated as exocyst complex component 3-like 1. Gene Ontology annotation, biological process: exocyst localization; exocytosis. Gene Ontology annotation, cellular component: exocyst. Lineage: Eukaryota; Metazoa; Chordata; Actinopteri; Perciformes; Percidae. The transcript has 15 exons. Bases 193 to 2544 code for a protein of 783 amino acids. Gene Ontology annotation, molecular function: SNARE binding. The record is from RefSeq and is a predicted model, not a curated record.